This is a messenger RNA of Molossus molossus (Pallas's mastiff bat), 2743 nucleotides long. RefSeq names its product sedoheptulokinase (gene SHPK). The transcript has 7 exons. The record is from RefSeq and is a predicted model, not a curated record. Lineage: Eukaryota; Metazoa; Chordata; Mammalia; Chiroptera; Molossidae. Gene Ontology annotation, molecular function: sedoheptulokinase activity. Gene Ontology annotation, cellular component: cytosol. Gene Ontology annotation, biological process: cellular response to lipopolysaccharide; carbohydrate metabolic process. Bases 35 to 1471 code for a protein of 478 amino acids.
UGCAGACGAGACCUCCGCUCUGGUCCCCACAGCCAUGGCUGCACCGUUGGUCACUCUCGGCAUCGACCUAGGCACCACGUCUGUGAAGGCGGCCGUGGUGGAGGCCGCUCCCGGCGACCCAUCGGGGUUUGUGGUACUGGCCAGCUGUGUCCGGGCCGCGCGGGCCGAGGCGGCGGCCCAGAGCUCGGCGGCCGGGCCCCAGGCUCGGGAGCAGGAUGUGAGUAGAAUCAUCCAAGCCUUAAACGAGUGCCUUGCUGCUCUUCCCCGGCAGCAGCUCCGGAAAGUCUGUGGCAUCGGAGUGUCAGGACAGAUGCAUGGAGUCUUAUUUUGGAAAACAGGCCAAGGCUGUGAAUGGACAGAGGGAGGGGCUGCCCCUGCGUUCAAGCCCAGAGCUGUGAGCCACCUGGUCACGUGGCAGGAUGGCCGGUGUAGCAGCGGGUUCCUGACUUCUCUGCCCCAGCCAGAGUCCCAUCUCAGUGUGGCCACAGGUUUUGGCUGUGCAACCAUCUUCUGGCUUUUGAAAAAUAGCCCCGAGUUCCUGACGUCCUACGAUGCAGCUGGCACCAUCCACGACUAUGUGGUUGCCAUGUUGUGUGGCUUGCCAAGACCCCUGAUGUCUGACCAGAAUGCUGCUAGCUGGGGAUAUUUCAACACCCAGAGCCAAAGCUGGAACUUGGAGAUACUGACGGCCUCUGGCUUUCCCAUCCACCUGCUCCCCGACAUCGCUGAGCCUGCCAGUGUGGCAGGCAGAACUGCCCAUGCAUGGUUUGAAAUCCCAAAGGGGACACCCGUUGGGGUGGCCUUGGGUGAUUUACAGGCCUCCGUCUAUUCCUGCAUGGCCCAAAGGACAGAUGCAGUUCUCAAUAUCAGCACUUCGGUUCAGUUGGCAGCCUCCAUGCCUUCCGGAUUCCAGCCUGUGCAGAGUCCAGACCCUGCGGCUCCAGUCGCCUACUUCCCGUACUUUGACAGGACCUACCUGGCAGUGGCAGCGUCCCUCAAUGGGGGCAACGUGCUAGCCACGUUCGUCCAGAUGCUGGUCCAGUGGAUGGCGGAUCUAGGCCUGGAGGUUGAAGAGUCCACUGUGUAUUCACGAAUGAUCCAGGCAGCUGCAGAGCAGAAAGACACCUGCCUAACCAUCACGCCAACGGUGUUGGGCGAGAGGCAUCUGCCAGACCAACUGGCCUCAGUGACCAGGAUCUCCUCUUCCGACCUCUCCCUGGGGCAUGUGACCCGGGCCCUGUGCCGAGGCAUUGUUCAGAACCUGCACUCCAUGCUUCCGUUCCAGCAGCUCCGAGAGUGGGGCGUGGAGCGGGUGGUCAGCAGUGGGAGUGCGCUGUCCAGGAACAAGGUGCUGAAGCAGGAGGUGCAGAGGGCCUUCCCUUUCCCCGUGUCCUUUGGGCAGGAUGUGGAUGCAGCUGUGGGGGCAGCGCUGGUCAUGCUCCAGAGAAACCUCAACCAGGAGGAGUCUUAGUCGGCACACUCUUUGGCCAAAGCACCGUACAUUUUAUCUAAUUAACAUUUCUGACAUGAACUUGGGGUCAUCCUUUUCCUGGACAGCUCUGUGGGCAGCUUUUAAACACUGUUUGUUCUCAGGGCACCGUCUUGACCAAGCACCUUCCUUCAGGGCACAGUCUAAUAAUGCAGCCAGGAGGCAGCAACUAGGUCUCCCAUCAGUGCCUUCUGAAAGAGACUCACCUGGGAGCUAGCUGGCUGCAGAUGUAAAUGUGGAAAAAAGAAAGAGAGAAAAGGAACAGUAACCCAGCAUCCUGGUCAGCAGGCUCACCUGUGACUCACCUGUAGACAAAGAAAAUAAAUGUGGACUUCAGACACCAAAGUGUCUGGUGGCUGUGGGCUCCGAGUCAGAAAAGAUGACCUGCCCUCUACCCCUCCUCCAGCUUUCGGAUCGAUUCUCUUUAGGGGUAGGAAGCUCUGACUUGGAUCACACGCACUAUCAGAAAACCCUUCCCCACUGGAUAGUGCCACGUGACGCCUUUCCCAGUCUCCUCCUCCCUGGCCGCAGCUGGUUACCUGGGGCAGGGCUGACUGGGGACAGUGAAGCAGGCUGGCUGAACGAAGAUGCAGGGGUCUGUGCUGGCCUUGCCAUGUGCUCCCUCCAAGGAGAGGAUGCUCUGCUGGGGUAGCCCUAGAUCCUCACAACACAACUGGUUUGAAGGCACAGAACAGGGAAGGAGAUUCAGACAGCGUGGCCAGCAAGGGGGUAGAUGCUGUGUGGCCCCACCCCUCAGACACAUUGUCCCUGAGAGUCUGACCAGGCAGCAGCAGGACCCUUUUCUGGGAGUGGGUCUGUGCAGCAGUGGGUUUGCCUCUGCACAACCCUGGAUGCCUUCCAUGGGGAGGGGUGCAUCAGGCAUGCUCCGGCCAGAGAGGUGGCCAGUUUAACCAGAGAGGACCCCUUAUCCCAGAGGCCCUAGCUCUUCUUUCUGUUGGUUUGGCCUUGCUGGCCUGCCCCGUGCUCCUGGCUUGCAGAAUCAUCCCACUGCAGUCGGAAUGCCGACAGGGACCCCAGAGCAUCUUUAACUUCCUGUGGUCGGCAGGGAUGACCACGGAGUAACUUCCAGGAGAAGACCACCAUCUCUUUGUCUACUUCCAGACUCCCAGGGCCGAUCCCAGCCUCAGCAGACUCUGAGGCACCCACGCAACUAUGAGUGUGGGAAGCAGUCAUGUCGUCUCUUUGUAAAUGUCACUUUAUGAAUUAUGUGAUUGUCUGAAGCUCUUCGAGAAA